AUGUUAAUCACACAAAAAAUCGAUACACCGGAAUAUCGAGCGCUGUUGACGCCACAUCUAUUGAAAUUAGCGGAAUUAUUUCAUGCUAGUCAAUAUGAAAUUCGAGUGGCCGGCGGAGCCGUACGAGAUAUUUUAAUGGGUAUUCUCCCUCAUGAUGUCGAUUUCGCAACAACAGCAACACCGGAUCAAAUGAAAGACAUGUUCACCAAAGCGCAAAUAAGAAUGAUCAAUUCAAAUGGUGAAAAACAUGGAACAAUAACUGCGCGUGUGGAUGAUACAGAAAACUUUGAGAUUACCACUCUACGAAUCGAUGUUACCACUGAUGGAAGACAUGCUGAAGUAGAAUAUACACAAGACUGGCAAUUGGACGCUAAUCGCCGCGAUCUUACUAUGAAUGCAUUGUUUCUCGAUUUGAAUGGAACAAUUUAUGAUUAUUUCAAUGGCAUCGAAGAUCUUCACAACCGAUGCGUACGUUUCGUCGGUGAUGCCGAACAGCGUAUUCGAGAAGAUUACUUGCGUAUUCUUCGCUAUUUUCGAUUUUUUGGUCGUUUUGCACCGGAUAAUGCGGCGCACGACGAACAAACAUUGAAAGCGAUUCGAGACAAUGGUCAUGGAUUGAAAGAUAUCGCUGGUGAACGAUUGUGGAUUGAGUUGAGACGUAUCGCUACCGGUCGAAACGCUGGUCCUGUUCUGAAAGUAAUGCUUGAACAAGGUAUCGGUCAGUACCUAGGUAUUCCAUCAAAUGUCGACCUCAUUCAGUUGGAAGACCAUUGGCGGCAGUGUUAUCAAGCUACGCCACAUGAAAUGACUAUUUUAACCAAACUUUUUUGUGAUAUCAACGAACUGGGCGAAUUCGAUCAACGUAUGAAAUAUUCCAAUGACUGUCGCCGUUUGUCUCAAUUGCUUGUUACUUAUCGUGAUUCCAUCUCUCUUCUCGAUCCGUCUUCAAAUGAUCGACUGAAACCAUACAAAGACUUAAUGAUCGACUUGAUUAUGAAUGAUCCAAUGGUGAAAGAACGAAUCGUUGAGUUAUUAAAAUAUCAACAUCAUUUAGCGGAAGCCCAACAGUUUUCCGAAUGGAAUAUGCCACGUUUUCCUGUCACUGGUACUACACUUACCUCCAAAGGUAUCAAGCAAGGACCGAAUUUCAGAUUGAUCUUGAAUGCGUUGAGAGACAGCUGGAAACAGUCACAUUUUCAAGCUACAGAAGAACAAUUAAUCGACGAAGUUCUACCACAUGUUUUAGAAGCAUUAGAAAAUGCGGAUACAACUGGUUCCAAACAGAAAAAAACAAAAAGAUAA
Messenger RNA from Adineta ricciae, 1302 nucleotides. The record is from the annotation of a GenBank genome assembly. Lineage: Eukaryota; Metazoa; Rotifera; Eurotatoria; Adinetida; Adinetidae.